GGAGCGGAAGUGACGCCAGAGUCCUGCCCACCAAAACAAGCGGAGUGCAGGCUGCUGUGUUUAUGAAAGCAGCUGAAGGAAAUGUCGAAUAACUCCAGCUUCUCUGCCUUUACACAGCAACAUGCGGACACCAGAGACACUUCCGUCAGUCUAGUUUUUCCUCACGACGUUUGAAGAGAGUGGGUUUGAUUUUGGAGAAGUUUAAAAAUAGGGACAGAGAGUCAGCAUGGCUAAACGAAGAGAGUGUGCAGAGACAGAGGCCGAUACAAAGAAAGCGAAGCAGGUGCUGAAGGCGAAGAGCAGCGGAGCAAGAGCAACAACAGCGAGGAAGAAGAAAGAUGCCGGUAAUGACAUUACAGAGGAAGAGGAGAACCUUGAGAGGAAGGUCAAACCCAAACCGCGUUCCACCACAAAACGAGCAGCAUCCACAACCUCCACUGCUGUUAAAACCAGUAAAUACUUCCAGUCACCGGUGAAAGAGGAGGAGACUGACAGUGAGGAUGACUUUGACAUGGUGACCUCACCACCACGUGAACGUAAAGGCAAGGCGGCUAAGAAAACUGAGAAAGAAGAAAAAAAAGAGGAGGAGGAGGAGGACAGUGAGGAAGACUUUGACAUGUUGACCUCACCUCCACGUACAUGGAAGGCUAAGAAAACAGAGCAAGAAGAAGAGGAGGAGGAGGAGGAGGAGGAAGACAGUGAUGAAGAGGAGGAUGAUUGGGAAGAAGUGGAAGAGCUGACUGGGCCACUGGGUCCAGUUGAACCACCAGACCUCGUCCUGCCAUCUCAGCCCGUUGAGAUAGAGAUUGAGACUCCAGAAGUCAGGAAAAAGAAAAAGAAGCAGGCAGAGUUUGAGAUGUAUCUGAGGCGGAUGAUGAACCGAUACAAGAAGGAUCUGCUGGAAGACACACACAAGGUCCACCUCAUGUGUCUGAUAGCCAGCGGGAUGUUCCGCAACCGUCUGUGCAAUGAACCAGACCUGCUGGCCAUCACUCUGUCACUGCUGCCCACCCACUUUGGCUCGGUCGCUAAGGAACGCAUCGACCAGAACUACCUCUCUGGACUGCUCAAAUGGUUUAGAGCAACGUUCACCCUCAAUCCUGAUCUUUCCUAUGAGGAGCGUCCAGAUCUCCGGGCUCUGCUGGAGAGGCGGCUGGCCAGCCUAUCAGCCAGAAACCACCAAGAGAUGACUCAUCUGUUCCUGCUGGUCCUGAGGUCCCUGCAGCUCUUCUGCCGAUUGGUUCUUUCUUUGCAGCCGAUUCCUCUCAAACUCCCAUCAGCCAAGGGCAAAACAUCUGCUGGUGGCCCAGAAAAGAGCAGCACAAGCCAGGGAACCUCCAAGAACAGCCCCACUGAGCCGAAAGUUUCUCCUGGUACCAAGAGAACAGCAGGAAGGGAAAAGACCAGAGGAGACAGAGGAGGGAAGAAAGCAAAGAGGAAAGAAAUCAAUGAGGAGGAAGAGGAGAAGGCUGUAACGUCCGUGGGGCAGAGGCCAAAGAACUCGAAGCGCCGCAGCAUUGCCUCAAAAGUCAGCUACAAGGAGGAGAGCAACAGCGAGGGGGAAAAAGAGGAGGAGGAGGGACUAAGUGAUGAAGAGGAAUAUCAGGCGACCAGUGAGGAGGAGGACAGUGCAGAGUCAGACAGUGGGGCUAAAUCUACAAAGAUGAAACAGAAGAACAAAACCAAAGUAUCCAACAGCAAGAGUACCGCAGCUCCAAAGAGAAGGAGUGGUGGAGGGAAAAAACAGGUAAAAGAGGAGGAAGAGGAGGGGGAGGAAGAGGAGGAAGAAAAUAAAGGAGAAGGAAGACUGAGCAAUGGAACAAAACGAAGAAGUGGGAAAAAGAAAGAGGGCCCUGGAGCGGACGUGUGGUUGGAGGUGUAUGUGGAAAAAACUUCCUCCUGGAUUUGCGUUGAUGUGGAGCACGGUGUCGGGAUGCCUCAGCUCUGCUCCCAGAAUGCAACAGCGCCUGUGACGUAUGUGAUAUCGGUGGACGGGAACGGGUUUCUCAAAGACCUGGGAAGGAAGUACGACCCAACCUGGAUGACAUCAUCCAGGAAGAGGCGGGUGGAUGAAGACUGGUGGGAGGAUACGCUUGAACCGUUCCUGGGACCUGAUGACGACAGGGACAAACAGGAGGACAAGGAGCUCGAGAACAAGCUGCUGAACAAACCGCUGCCAGUCUCAGUGGGGGAGUAUAAGAACCACCCGCUGUACGCCUUAAAGAGACACCUGCUGAAAUAUGAAGCUAUCUACCCUCCAACAGCCACUGUACUGGGAUACUGCAGAGGAGAGCCGGUCUACUCCAGGGAUUGUGUGCACACCCUCCACUCCAAAGACACAUGGCUGAAAGAAGCACGAACUGUCAGACUAGGAGAGGAGCCAUACAAGAUGGUGAAGGGCUUCUCUAAUCGUUCCCGUAAGGCCAGGAUGGUGUCUGAGCAGAAAGACCAGAAUGACCUACCUCUGUUUGGAGAAUGGCAGACUGAAGAGUACCAGCCGCCUUUAGCUGUGGAUGGAAAGAUUCCCCGUAACGACUACGGUAAUGUCUACCUGUUUAAGCCCUGUAUGUUACCGGUGGGCUGUGUUCACCUCAGGCUACCCAACCUGCACCGUGUAGCCAGAAAGCUGGACAUCGAUGCUGCUCCUGCAGUCACCGGCUUCGACUUCCACGGAGGAUACUCGCAUGCUGUGACUGACGGUUACAUUGUGUGUGAGGAGCACGAGGAGAUUCUUCGAGCCGCCUGGGUGGAAGAACAAGAGCUUCAGAAGCAGAAGGAGAAAGAGAAAAGAGAAAAGAGGGUGACUUCCAACUGGGCUCUGCUGGUGAAGGGGCUCCUAAUCAGAGAAAAACUUAAACAGCGCUAUGGCAAAAAGAGCCAGGGCCUCGCUCAAGAAGAGGAGACUGGUGGGCUUUCGUCUGAUGAGGAGGCGGUUGAGGGUGGAAGUCCUGGUGCUAAAACUGCGUCUGAAACUCUAGCCAUGUCCUGGCCCCAGAACAGACAAGCAGAGGAGGAUGGUGGGAGCGUCAGUGGGCUGAAGAAGAAGACGACGACAAAACGGGAAAAGAAAGGACAAGAGAAACAUCUGUUCCCCUUUGAGAAAGUGUGAUGACGGAGAUCCAAAAACUACACUAGUUUAGUUAAAUCAAGGUUGAUUACACUCAGCUCUAAAAAGAAAAAAAAAAG
Larimichthys crocea (large yellow croaker) is the source of this 3186-nucleotide messenger RNA. RefSeq names its product xeroderma pigmentosum, complementation group C (gene xpc). The record is from RefSeq and is a predicted model, not a curated record. Lineage: Eukaryota; Metazoa; Chordata; Actinopteri; Sciaenidae. The coding region runs from base 227 to 3109 and encodes 960 amino acids. The transcript is spliced from 14 exons. Gene Ontology annotation, biological process: nucleotide-excision repair; mismatch repair. Gene Ontology annotation, molecular function: single-stranded DNA binding; damaged DNA binding. Gene Ontology annotation, cellular component: cytoplasm; nucleotide-excision repair factor 2 complex; nucleus.